AUGAAAUGGGCUCUCGUCUACUUACUCCUACUGCUCUGGCUCCCGGCUUGUUUAGGGGCGCCGCUUCCGGGGAUAUCGGCGGCCUGGUUAUCGUUAUCUGAUAAGCGUCAGGGUCCGGAUCGGGACCAUGAGUCCCUGAAUCCCUGGGAAAAGUCUUGGAAGGGGUUUGGAUCCCCUGGGGCGAGCACCGGGAGACUAUCACCAUCUUCUCAGGAUACCCACGGCGGUGAUGGCGAUAUAACCAAGACAAGUCAACGUGACUAUCAACAUCAACGUCAACGGCCCAUUACGCUCAGUCAACCGCUGGCAUAUACACCGCACCACGACUCGGAGUAUACUGCUUCCUCCUCCACCUCCAACUCUCACCAAAAUAACAACAAUCAUAAUAUUAAUAUUAAUAAUUCCAACUCCCACGGAACCUUCCUCACCAACAACUCAACCCCGACCCCAACAGCACCACCACACCAACUGCAACCACUCCCACCCUCAACCACAAAACGCUACCUCCGCGUCCUCCACGAGACGCAACUCCCCACCACCUUUCUCAAGAACCACAUGCAUGAGAUCGUCGUCGCUGGGUUAUUUCUUCUCGUUCCGAUUACUCUGGCGCUCGUCGAGAUCAUCGAGCGCAUUGGACUAGGUGUUGAUGAGAAUGUUGAACUACAACAUUAUCUCGAGAGGAGGAGAGGAAGGGGGAUGAUUCGACGGGGGCGGGGGAAGGUUCUUAGGAAGAAGAGAGGGAAGAGGAAGUCGCAAUUGAUACAGAUGGAGGUGGAGGUGGAUAUAGAAGAUCAAGUAUUCUCUCGGUGA
Messenger RNA from Aspergillus bombycis, 810 nucleotides. RefSeq lists its product as uncharacterized. The coding region runs from base 1 to 810 and encodes 269 amino acids. The record is from RefSeq and is a predicted model, not a curated record. The transcript has a single exon. Lineage: Eukaryota; Fungi; Ascomycota; Eurotiomycetes; Eurotiales; Aspergillaceae.